Aphanomyces invadans is the source of this 1091-nucleotide messenger RNA. RefSeq lists its product as hypothetical. Lineage: Eukaryota; Oomycota; Saprolegniomycetes; Saprolegniales; Verrucalvaceae. The record is from RefSeq and is a predicted model, not a curated record. Bases 141 to 1046 code for a protein of 301 amino acids. The transcript has a single exon.
GCCACCUGCUGUCCCUGCAACAACAACGCGUGCCAUUACUAGCAAAGCGCCCUUGAGUGCACCCGGCUGCUGUAGAUGCUCCCCGGAGGCAGCAUCGUCGUCGCCAUCAUUCGCAAACUCAACCGCCGAGGCGUCGAUCGAUGGCUGUGGGGUGGGUAUUGCGUCAACUGGGUCCUCGGUUUCGCUCCAACAACGCCGGUGAUGGCCCUGAAAAAACGAGGGAUCGCAAGUUUUGGUUUCCUCGCUUUAAAUCCACGCUGCUCGGGAGCUACCGGUCCAAAGCCACGUACGUCCUGUGCGAGUGCGCACUACCGGUCGCGCUGUCGUCGUCGCCGCAGUCUCCAUCGCAGCUCUCAACGUCCCCGCCACAGCAUGCUCCAACCUCAACCACGUCACCAUCCACCAGCCACCGCAGCAAAACCACGAAUGGCAAUCACUGUGCGUGUGGCCGCGACGAGUGGCACAUGGCGAAGAAGGUCGAAGAAAAGGAGUACGCGAUGCGACUCGAAGUGAGCAAGCAGUACGGCGGCAUGCGGUACGACGACGCCGUCGCCCAGCACAAUGCCGACGUCGAACAGUACAUCGCCCACAUGAUUCCACAUCUCCCGUGCAAGUUUUUCACGUGCGGAUGCUUUCUAUGCGACGCGGACACGUCGAGGCGGGUCGCGCAGCGGCGACCACCCACGAGCCCCAACAAAUUCGCCAACUUCAAUGGCGCCUCGUUCAUUCCUGACGUAAAUUCGAUCAAAACAGAGUACAACGAACCCCAAGGCGAAGACGACGACGACAUGGCACCAUUACCGCUUCAUAUGGACCAGCGCGUUGCGCAUUGGAAAGACCCAGCGUUGGUGCAUGACUACCUCGGGUGUUUUCUCGAUGCAGAUGCCGUCAUGGCCGAGUUCUCCGAGCCCCAAACGUCGCACUACACGCUGCAAGGACGAAAUGACGGCUCCACGGCCAUGGACCAAGUUCAGACUUGCAUCAGUACCAGCCCCACGCUCAAAGUCGAGCCCCCUCAGUAUUAUAGCGAUUAUUACUACACUUGACAAGGGUUAAGCUGCGAAAUUGCUGCGUCUUUGUCGGCUAGCCGC